This is a messenger RNA of Capra hircus (goat), 7605 nucleotides long. RefSeq names its product heat shock protein family A (Hsp70) member 4 like (gene HSPA4L). The coding region runs from base 333 to 2855 and encodes 840 amino acids. The record is from RefSeq and is a predicted model, not a curated record. The transcript has 19 exons. Gene Ontology annotation, biological process: protein folding. Lineage: Eukaryota; Metazoa; Chordata; Mammalia; Artiodactyla; Bovidae. Gene Ontology annotation, cellular component: nucleus; cytosol. Gene Ontology annotation, molecular function: ATP-dependent protein folding chaperone; ATP binding.
AAGUCGGGGCCAGGAGCAGCCUCGGGCACGAAGGGGCAGCUCGCGCGCUGCCCCGGCGGCGGAGCGCGCAGGCGCAGACCCCAAUAACUGCCGGUUGGAGGCUGCUGAACCGCAGUGGAGAGAGACCUGGGCGGCGGAGGCUGCGGCGCGGGCGGCUUUCCCCUCCUCCAGGGUUCCCCGACGCGCUGCCCUAGAUUUAAUGCGCAGCCAUUUGGGGUCAUCUCUCCUUUGCUUCUCGUAGGAGUCGUAGUUCCAGGAGCAACAGCCCAGAAGAGGACGCGGUCCCCGCACCGAGGGCUUCUGCACCAUCACCCCUACCAUUAGGCGGCGGGAUGUCUGUGGUCGGUAUUGACCUCGGCUUUCUCAACUGCUACAUCGCAGUGGCGAGGAGCGGCGGCAUCGAAACCAUCGCCAAUGAGUACAGCGACAGGUGUACCCCAGCGUGUAUAUCUUUGGGAUCAAGAACACGAGCCAUUGGAAAUGCAGCUAAGAGCCAGAUAGUCACGAAUGUAAGAAAUACAAUUCAUGGUUUCAAAAAACUUCAUGGGCGAUCUUUUGAUGAUCCUAUUGUGCAAACUGAAAGGAUCAGGCUUCCCUAUGAGCUGCAGAAGAUGCCGAAUGGAAGUGCAGGGGUUAAGGUGCGAUACCUAGAAGAAGAAAGACCUUUUGCAAUUGAGCAGGUUACUGGGAUGCUAUUGGCUAAGCUUAAAGAGACUUCAGAAAAUGCUUUGAAGAAACCAGUGGCUGACUGUGUGAUUUCAAUUCCUAGCUUUUUCACUGAUGCUGAGAGAAGAUCUGUGAUGGCUGCAGCCCAGGUUGCAGGUUUAAAUUGUUUAAGGUUAAUGAAUGAAACUACUGCAGUUGCACUAGCAUAUGGAAUUUAUAAACAGGAUCUUCCUCCACUAGAUGAGAAACCAAGAAAUGUAAUAUUUAUUGAUAUGGGACAUUCUGCCUAUCAGGUCUCGGUUUGUGCUUUUAACAAAGGAAAACUUAAAGUCUUGGCUACUACCUUUGAUCCAUAUUUGGGUGGCAGGAACUUUGAUGAGGUUUUAGUAGACUACUUCUGUGAAGAGUUCAAGACAAAAUAUAAGAUAAAUGUGAAAGAAAACUCUCGGGCCUUGUUGCGUUUAUAUCAGGAAUGUGAAAAACUAAAGAAGCUAAUGAGUGCAAAUGCAUCAGAUCUUCCACUGAACAUUGAGUGUUUCAUGAAUGACCUUGAUGUUUCUAGUAAAAUGAACAGGGCUCAAUUUGAACAAUUAUGUGCUUCCCUCUUAGCCAGAGUUGAACCACCGUUAAAAGCAGUAAUGGAACAAGCUAACUUACAGCGUGAAGACAUAAGUAGUAUAGAAAUUGUAGGGGGAGCAACACGAAUUCCUGCUGUGAAAGAGCAAAUCACUAAAUUCUUUCUUAAAGACAUAAGUACCACAUUAAAUGCUGAUGAAGCUGUUGCAAGAGGAUGUGCAUUACAGUGUGCAAUUCUCUCGCCAGCAUUUAAAGUGCGUGAAUUUUCCAUAACAGACAUUGUUCCCUAUUCAAUCACAUUAAGAUGGAAGACCUCUUUUGAAGAUGGAACUGGGGAAUGCGAAGUAUUCUGUAAGAACCAUCCUGCCCCAUUCUCAAAAGUUAUUACUUUCCACAAGAAAGAACCAUUUGAACUAGAAGCAUUUUAUACUAAUUUACAUGAAGUGCCUUAUCCAGAUCCAAGAAUUGGGAACUUUACUAUUCAGAAUGUUUUCCCACAAUCUGAUGGUGAUAGUUCCAAGGUUAAGGUUAAAGUUCGUAUUAAUAUCCAUGGAAUCUUCAGUGUGGCUAGUGCAUCUGUAAUUGAGAAGCAAAAUAUAGAAGGGGAUCACAGUGAUGUUCCUAUGGAGACAGAAACGUCUUUUAAGAAUGAAAGCAAAGAUGAUGUGGAUAAAAUGCAGGUUGACCAAGAAGAAGGAGGUCAUCAAAAAUGUCAUGCUGAACACACUCCAGAGGAAGAAAUUGACCAAACAGGAACCAAAACAAAGUCUGCUCUCUCAGAGAAACAAGAGCGACUGAACCAGAACAUUAAGAAAGGGAAAGUAAAGAGUAUUGAUCUGCCUAUCCAGAGUAGCCUGUGUAGGCAACUGGGCCAAGAUCUUCUCAACAGCUACAUUGAAAAUGAGGGGAAGAUGAUAAUGCAGGAUAAGUUAGAGAAAGAAAGAAAUGAUGCGAAGAAUGCUGUUGAAGAAUAUGUAUACGAUUUUAGAGACAAGCUUGGCACUAUCUAUGAAAAAUUCAUCACUCAAGAAGACUUGAAUAAACUGUCUGCAAUAUUGGAGGACACAGAAAAUUGGCUUUAUGAAGAAGGAGAGGACCAACCUAAACAAGUAUAUAUGGAUAAGCUUCAAGAAUUAAAGAAAUAUGGCCAGCCUAUUCAAGUAAGGUACAUGGAACAUGAAGAAAGACCAAAAGCUUUAAACGACUUGGGAAAAAAGAUCCAACUUGUCAUGAAAGUGAUAGAAGCAUACAGAAACAAGGAUGAAAGAUACGAUCAUUUGGAUCCUGCUGAAAUUGAAAAGGUUGAAAAAUAUAUCAGUGAAGCCAUGAGUUGGCUGAACAGUAAGAUGAACGCACAGAACAAACUAAGUCUCACUCAAGAUCCUGUGGUGAAAGUUUCAGAAAUAGUUGCAAAGUCAAAGGAACUGGAUAAUUUCUGUAACCCCAUCAUUUAUAAGCCCAAACCGAAAGUAGAGGCUGCUGAAGACAAGGCAAAGGAUAAUAGUGAACACAAUGGACCAAUGGAUGGACAGAGUGGGGCUGAAACUAAACCAGAUUCAACAAAAGACAACUCGCAGCAUACUAAAUCUUCCGGAGAGAUGGAAGUGGACUAAGUCUUAACUUUACCUUCACGUAGUUCAAAUAGUGCGAGUAACCACAGAGUCCGUUCUUCUUCUUUUACAUCUGGUACACACAACAGAUGUUUUGUUGCUCUUAACCACUUUCUGUCAUUUGUUUUUUGGAGUAGUUCUGAAAAGUGUUUCAUACUGAGUGCACUUACGUUCAUUUCCAUUGCUGCUUAUGUGAAGCUUUAGCUGAAUAUAGAUUAACAAAUCAGUUUAAGCUUUCCUAAUCUAUUUUAUGUCAAACAUGCAAGACUGAUAAGUAGUUGGCAACAAUCUACCUUACUUAAAGCUUCUACAUGGAUAAACCUCAGCUCCUUUAUUCAGGAAAGGAUACUGUAUUGCACUAUUGUUGCAGAAGCAUAGAUUUAAUUGCAUCAUUAUUUUUAAAAACAUUGAAACUGAUGGGGUUUAAAGCCACCAAGGCACUGACCUUUUUGUAGUUACUGUACUGUUAUAAUUUAAACAUUAAAAACAAAUAGGUUCCUUGACAAACUAGUCCAUAUCAGUGUUGUGCCAUGAGAACUCCAAAACUUUGUCAUCAUAUAAAUGGACUAAACCACACACUGAAGGGGAAAAUGCACAAUUUUAUGUUAAGGUGACACCAGCAGUUUGCUUCUUUUCAUUAGUCAUGUGGAUUGAUGUUUCUCAGAGUAAUUCAGUGUCUUUUGCACUUGAAACUUCUGAUCUACUUGUCCUGAAGACCAGCUGCUGCUAAAGUAAUGCUAACCUAAAAACGAUGAAGCAUUUUUGAUGAAAAUACCUUCAUGUUAAGGGGGAAAUGCUGUUGACUUACUCAGACAAGCAUCUGUGAUGUUGAUAGCCUUUGUUUUUAGUUUUAAAUAGUUUGUUUUCUUAGUUCAUUUUGUUAAUCUGUUAACACAGGGUAGGGAGAAAUGGCACAAUGUGUAUUGCAUUAUAUACAUUUAUCAGUGAUUUACUGUUAACAUAUAACAUAACACUACAAGUGGUAAUACUUGAAAAGAAGCACUUAAACCACGUAAGUCUUAGGAAAUAAUGCUUGUAAUAAACUAUGUUACAUAUCAACAGGCAAAUAUAGAAUGUUCCAUAGUGUAAUAUGAUAUGUGAUUAAAUUAUAGUUCUUGCUGUUAUAUAACCUGUUCAGACCUGGGCUCCAGUUUUGGUGCUUCAUAUAUUUAUAUGGGACAAGGGACUGUGAAACUAAGAUUCUUGAGCUUCAUCACCAGACUUGUUCACACUGUUCAGUUCUGUCCAAAAGCUUGAAAUUUUCAGUAUGGGAGGCAGACUGUUCAACCUACAAAGAAAAGAAACAGAGAAUGCAUGGGUACUUGUAUUCUUAAUGCCAAUCAACUAGAUUGACCUAUGUUAAAAUUUUGAGAAGCUCAGUUUUUCCCAAAACUACAUCUUUAUAUUAAGAAUUAAUAUUGACUUUCCUUAAGUAGUAAAAAUUGAGAGUUCAAUAUCUUUAGGGAUAGUCACUACUCACAACUAGUUCUCUAAGAGAGAUUUUGUUUCUACAAUGUAGUCUGCACUGAAAGGAGAGUAUAGAACAGUGCAUUUUGCAGGGAUUUUUAUUCAUCCUUUCAGAGGAAGGAGAUGUCCCUUUUUUGCAUUAAAAAAAUCAUAUACACCCAAUAUAUUUUUUGUCUUCAAACUAAUGAAAUAAUCAUAUCCAUUAGCAACGAUGAAACAUACUUUUCAUUUCUAUGUUGGUAUAUAUAGGUUCACUUCAGUAACAGCAUCAGAGUUAUGAAAGGGAAUAAAGUACGUGUAAGGAGUUUAUUGCUUUCUCUUAAGAAAAUCUCUACCCACUUUGUCAGGAGCUGUACCUCUAACUGGGAGUAUGUAAGAACAACCCUUUCUGCAUCUGAACUGUCUAGUACAUCCUGACAUUUUCAGUUCCUUACUAGCUUAUAUAGUUCUCUGUUUUAAUCAGAAUUAUAUUCUAGUUCCUGUAGUUAUGUACCACUUCAUUUAUAAGUUAAAUAUAUCCAAAAAUAAUGUGUAUACUUUUCUUACCCAUUUAUUCAACUUAAAUGAUUUUCAAAAGCCCUUAACCUUAUAAUUAGUUGUUUAUUGAAUACAUUAAUAAAAGAGAAAAUGUUCUACUGAAUCUAGUUUUGGGUAGAUGGUAUGGGCUCAGUUUAAUUUUAAUCUGUAUGAAGUAUGAAGUGCUAGACAAAAAAUUAAAGAUCUUUUUUUUAAAAAUAUAUAGCAAAAUAGGAUAUUUUCCUAUAGUAAUAUGAAAAUAAAAACUAAAUAUGUAGGAAAUAUCUAGGAUAAUUAAUAAAGUAAUACACUUCAACUCUAUGGAAAAAUAUAAGUUACUUGGUUUCAGAAGUCAACUCCUAAUAACCAAUCAUAGUGACUUUAAAAACAAAGAUUGUUAAAUAAUAUAAAGUUUGCAAUGUUUUAAUUCCUUAGCUAUGUACAGAAUACUUAAGUUUUAAAAUAACUACAAACAGCACACCAAAGAAUUAGGCUACUGGAAUAAAAGAUCAUCUCAAUUUUAAAAAGGUAAAAAUUAAACUUAAGAAAUACAAAUUUCUUAGACUUUGAGGGGGGUGUCAGUUUUUGGUAUAUUUAUGAUUAUAUUUCCUAGCUAGAAGUCUUUAAAAUGAAUUUGGGAAAUCAAUUAUCAUUAUCAUAAAGUGACUGUGAAAAUAUUUUAUCCAAAUUAGUACAUCUUCAACUGUUUUGAAAAAGUAUGUUUAAGAUCAACUAACCCAAAAUAGAUUUAACAACCAUCCCUCCAUUUGCAUAAAUUUGAACUGUAAUACUAACCCUAUAAAUAUUACCCUUAGGAUUUCAUUUUAUUUUUAACAGCUGGUAUUGGUAGUCCACAACAAUUGAAGCCUUGUUAUUAAUUGUACAUAUCAUAGAUUUAUACAAAAUCUAACUUCAUCUUUCUCAACUUUUAGAGAUUUACAACAAAAAAAUUCAAUUCUAAAGGAAAUGUUAUUUUGUGGUUAGACUUCCAAGUUUUAAGCAUAAUUUGUUUUGUGGUAUUUGAUUCUAUAAAACUUAAUGAGACGUAUAUCUAACUGUAUUAUCAGUAUUUAAAAUCUGAUGAUAUUGAUUAAAGUCAGCCACUGAUGACUUUUCCAAUAACACAGGUGUAGGGAAUGCUUAUAAAGUUUGAUUCUAAUGUUUUAUUAUCCUCUCAACUAUAGUAUGUUUUACAACUAUCAAACUAAAUAUUUAAUCUUAGUUUCAGAAGAUCCAGACUUCUUGAUCAAACAAAGCUUUAAAAUUAAUCUUAAAAUAAUUUCCUUCAUCUUUUCUUUUGAUAAAAAAAGAAGAUUUAAUGCAGAUCAAAACCAACCAAGUCUUUAACCAAAACAAAAGCUUUAUCUUUCACAUCUCUUAAUAAAAAGUAAACUAAAUUAACAUUCUUCCAUAUACUCAUGUUUCCGAAAACAAACAACUCUGGUUGUUUCUAACAUAACCAGAUGUCUAAGUUUAAUAUUAAUAACUGCUUAGAAGGAAAAAAACCCCACUAAAUAUCUAUGCCAGUGGUCAGCAGGUGGUAAUGGCUCUUUCACCUUCCAGAUCUCUAGGAUCUGGUCACCGUCCAGACCUCUAGCAUAUUAUUAGAGUAAGCAUUAAAAAGAAAAAGCACAUAUUAAAAAUACAUUAUUUAAUAACUUGGAGCUUUCAAGUCAAAGACAAUAAUUGAAUCAUGAACAUUUGAUUUAGUCUGUCAUGCAGGUCAAAAUGCAUAUUGACAAAAACAUUACUGGCAUGAUCUUUGGGAUCUCGAAUUUACUAUCAUGUCCUAGGUCACAUGGUGAGUAUUAGGGAAGUGGAUUGAUUACUCAUUCUAUAACGAGAUUCGUGAAUUUCAAAAUGUUUUACAUACUUUAGUUGUCUUCUAUACGUUUAUAUACUAUAAGACAACUAAAGUAAGUAGGAAUUACCUUAGUCCUUCCUGUUUUAUUUAUCCUCUCAUUCAGUCUAUUACAUAAUCAUUUUAUUUCCAUUAUAUUGGAUUAUUCAAGUCUUAUUUCAUGUAUUUAAAAAAAUAGUUUUCCUAUCACUUUGCUUGAUAACUGAUUUUAUUAGCUGUCUUUUUACUUUAAAACCAAAUCUUACUGUUAAGAAUUUUUUGAUUCUAAAAUUCAUACUUAAAAAGCCAUGUUGUAAGUUUCCAUAUGUAAUACCUCUAAAAUUUAAUAUUGGCUUAAUGGGUUUUUCAUAUUCUGGCCUUGAAUACUUUUAAGUAGUUCUGGACUAAAAGAAGUCAAUUUUUGUGAGUACUGUGUAUUAUAAGUAACCAGCGUCCUUCAUUUUUAAUCCAAGUAUCAAUGUAACAAGGGUCAGAAAUUCAAAAUAGUUGUUAAAGAUUAGACACCUUCAAUUUUUUGCUGCUUUCUGAUUACAUACAUACAUGUGUCAUGCAUCUUCCUUGGGUGUUUUUUUUUAAUUUUUUGCCUCCAUGGACUUGAGUUUUAACAUGCUCUUGAAAUCAAUGGACCCACACAGAAUGUAGAUGUAAAAAUGUAAUUAGAAAUGGAGAUCUAAGUAAAGGAAGCUUUAAAGCGUUGUGGUUUUUUUUCCCUGAAAUACUUUAAUGGCUUAGUGUCUUGAAAGGAGACUCACAGUAAAAGUAAAAAAAAAAAUUGUAUUUGGCUGGAUGAAGCCACUGUUGUUUAAUACAGAAGCAAUUUUUUAAUGAAGCUACUGAAUUGUUUAGUACUAAUAUGGUAUCCACGUUAUUUUUCUUUUCUCCAACCAUUAUUAAAAUAAUUUAUAUACA